Molecule: messenger RNA, 2244 nt
Organism: Clonostachys byssicola
Lineage: Eukaryota; Fungi; Ascomycota; Sordariomycetes; Hypocreales; Bionectriaceae
Source: the annotation of a GenBank genome assembly
AUGGAUCACAUUUCGGCCUGGCACGCGAGUGACGCAGACACUAUCAUUAGUGGCAGAGAUCAGACCCCAGAUCUCACCCAUAUGAUGUGCUGCCCCUGUGUCAACUACUCCCGCACCUAUUCCCGCCUUAAUGCAGCUUUGAAGGGGCGGAUGGACGGCGUUGAGAACCCAAGGAGAGACUUCUGGACAACUGAAUGUGUUCAGUUUGCCCUCUGCAUCCCUUUCUACAGUGUCAUGGUGAGCCGGUUGCAGGGGACUAUCCGUGCCUUCUACAACAUUACAGGCAAAGACACUGAGGACUGGGCGGAUGGCUGUUUCUGCCCAUGUGCAACAAUCGCUCGCAAUGAGGAAGAGGUGGUCUUCCGCGAGCGAAACCGCCGCGCCAAGAACCUCCGCGUCUGUGAUCUUGAGGAACUCAGUUCUGCAGAUGAUCCAUACAAGAAUCAGGCUCCCAUGUUUUACGGCUCGCCACGGGAGACUCAAUCCCUCAAGUUUUCCAGCCCACCUCCUUCCAAGUCUGCUGUUUACAACUCUCACGAGUCGGAGACUGACGUGGAUCCCUUGACCUCUAUCUCAGAGAAGAAGAAGAAGCGCGCUCCCACCCCCGGCCCCUUUGACAAGCCCAACAAGGUUUAUCUCGUGCCGGAUAACAGGAAGUUCAACAGCUCAUCUUUUGACUCCCCGGAUAUCACCCCAAUUGAGCAGAAUUAUGUCAUGACUGCUCCGCUUUCUCCAAGGCCUCUCAUGGAAUAUUUGGGCCAAAAGUGGUAUCUUGUCCCUGCAGACAACAAGGAAAAUGAUGACCCAGCCCAGGGAAAAACAAGCUUGCAGUCCAAUGAACAUCCUUCAACUUUCUCUGACAAGGACGCACAUCUGACAGUCCCGGCCAAUGUUCUGGCCAAAGGCAAACCUUAUCCUGUUCAAGACCAGCCCAGAGCUUCCUUUGAGAAGGAGAAACACGAUGCUGCCGCUCUUCAGCCCCGAGUUUCCCAAGAGAAGAAGAAAGAUCAAUCUGUUGCAUCUCCCAGAACUUCCCUGGAGAAGAAAGCUCAAUCUGUUUCGUCUCCCAAGACUUCCCUGGACAAGAAGAAAGAUCAAGCUGUUGCGACUCCACCCAAGUCUUCCUUGGAUAAGGGAAAACAGCCAGUUACCCAGGGCCACCGACUGAGCGAUGACAAGAAGCAGAAUGAAGCGCCCGUUGCCAAGGUUCAUGCUUUGGAAUACGACAAUCAGAGUUACACUUCACCCAUUGCCAUUGCGCACUUGUUGGAGCAGGAAAGGUACAAGCGCAACCACAGAGACGCCGACAACUCACAGGGUGAAUCUUCUUCGCAGCGUAUCCAGGGCCCCUACCUGAUGGAGGGUGCCAUGAGGCCGGUGAUCGAACAUGGCAAGAGCCGCUUCACCGAGCAUCUCCUCGAAGAUGAUCGCCACUAUGUAGCCUCACCCACGCGCAGUGGUUCCCCCCAUUUCCUUUCUGCCGAUGCCAUGGUGUCUCGCAUUCACGCGAUGGGCUCACCCCAUUACCUUGAGGACGAGCAUCUUGCCCAAAGCGCUGUGAUUGAGAAUAUCGAGAGUCCCUACUCGCAGGAUGGCCUGGCUCCAGCCAACGGUGAAAAGUCCACCAAGAGCAAAGGCAAAGAACCCGUCCGUGCUCAACCAGCCAAGCAAAAGGAAGAACCCAGCCGAGGCAGAACCGAAUUCCGAAAGGGCUUCAUGGGAUUCAUUGGCAGGAGUGAACCUAAGGAUCCAGAGUUCGAUUCCAUUGAACUCGCUACACAGAAGGUGGCCGCCAUGAGCCCCUCGAUCGAGCUUAACCUCCCCGAAGACAAUGAAGGUAUCUGGGCCAAAGGAUUCUGGCCAGGGGCGUUUGCUUCCUCUUCGCAAUCAGCUCCAGUCUCACACGAAAUCGAUGAUGACCUUCGUGUCGUGACCCGACCCGAACCCGCUUCAGCCCAUGGCAUUGACACAGACGAGAAAGAGAAGGCUCAGCCUGAGAUCGUCGAGGCCAUCAAGGGCAGAGACUCCACCGUCGACAGUGAGAAGCCUGGAGUGACUGAUGCCAAGACUGAGGACAAGGCAGGCGACAAGGCAGGCGACCAGCCUGCCGAGACCGCAACCAACAAGUCUACAGACCUCACACCCACCAAGUCUGCCGAGGCCGCAGCCAACAAGUCUGCCAAGGCCACCGGGAGCAAGAUUGCCAAGGCCGCCUCGCAGUUCUUCGGCGCAGGCAGCAAGUAG